UGUUGUUUGCGGUGUUUGAAAGAACCAGCAAAAGUUGCCGAGUGUGACAGGACUUCCUUAUGACAAAAACGAACGGAUUGUCACGUGCUCAGGAUGAACACCUUAGUUAGCCUUCUUAUUUUAGUUUUCGCUGUUGCAUUUGCCAUUUUUCACAGUUACCCCAUGCCGCCUCAGUCGCCGUUACUUUACCAAUGGCAAGAGAGCGCAUCCUUCUUCAUUGUUGAUGGCUACGAUAUCUUCUUUAAAGAUGUCAAAGGCAUGGCCAAUAAUGAUGAUAUACUCCUAUGUCUGCAUGGCUUUCCCACAUCAAGCUUUGACUACCACUUGGUGCUUCCUGCUUUGAGACGAGUAUUCAGCAGAGUUGUCUUCCUGGAUUUCCUUGGUUUCGGCUACAGUGACAAACCUAGGUUCCAUAAAUACUCCAUCUCUGAACAGGCCAAUAUCACAGAAACUCUAGUUAGGAUGCUCCGAGUGAAGAAAUUGCAUAUUCUUUCGCACGAUUAUGGUGAUACUGUAGCUCAGGAGCUGAUAGCGAGACAAAACGAAGCUGCUCUACCCUUUGUCAUCAAGACACUCUGUAUGCUUAAUGGAGGCAUCUUUCCCUCUCAUCACCAUCCGAGAUGGUCUCAGAAGGUUCUUCUUAUGCCUGUGAUAGGUGUUAUAGCGUCAAGGCUGAUGAACCACCUGACUUUCAGAAUUGCGCUGAAUGACGUGUUUGGUCCGAACACGAAGCCAACUGCCGCUGAUGUGCACAAUUACUGGCACCUAUCGAGACACAAGGAAGGCUACAGAGUAUUUGGAGCGUUACUCUCGUAUAUUGAGGAGAGGACCCUACACGAGAAGAGAUGGACCGAUGCCUUGAAGCAGUCGUCUGCGCCUGUGCACAUGAUCUAUGGCCCAGCGGACCCCGUGAAUCCACCUCCUUUUGAUGAUCAUUACCGGAAGAUGUAUCCACAGCAUAGUAUUCACAUCCUGCCCAAAGAAAUUGGCCACUACGUACAGCUGGAGGCGCCACAGGACAUGAUAGUUGCCUACCUGCCGUUCCUAGAAGCCAACGGCAUUUCUGUUGCGGGGAAAACGGAAGUGGAAUAAAAUAUUUUUCGUGUCUUUGUA
This is a messenger RNA of Ornithodoros turicata, 1113 nucleotides long. Its product is annotated as mesoderm-specific transcript protein-like. Gene Ontology annotation, cellular component: mitochondrion. The record is from RefSeq and is a predicted model, not a curated record. The coding region runs from base 94 to 1092 and encodes 332 amino acids. NCBI's taxonomy places the organism in Eukaryota, Metazoa, Arthropoda, Arachnida, Ixodida, Argasidae. Gene Ontology annotation, biological process: acylglycerol catabolic process. The transcript is spliced from 11 exons. Gene Ontology annotation, molecular function: monoacylglycerol lipase activity.